AUGAGUUUUGAAGAAGAGUUAAGAAAAAAAAAAUUACAAGGACAAACAAAAAUUCACCAAAACCCUUUUCAAAUAACUAAAUUUUCACGAAAUAUUGAUUUGCGAACUAUAAUUCAGCAAUUUUCUCAUUUCUCUCGUGAAGAAUUGGUCGAAAAAAAUAUUCAAGCAAAAGCAGCGGGGAGAAUUUUGCGUUUACGAAACUUCGGUAAUUUAAUUUUCGCCUUGCUGAACGACCAAGAAGCAAGUAUUCAAUUAAUGGUUAACAAAAACGAAAAAUUUAAAGAAUUAGAUAUUGGAGAUAUCAUUGGUAUUGAAGGAGUAGUCUGUAAAAGUCAAAAAGGAGAAUUAAGUAUUAAAGUAAAUGAUUUUGUUCUUUUAAGUAAGUGCUUGAAGCCGCUGCCGGAUCUGCAUUAUGGCUUCGUUGAUACUGAAGAAAGGUUUCGCAAACGCUACUUAGACUUAAUUAUUAAUCAGCAAAACCGAAAAAUUUUGAUCCAAAGAUUUCAAAUUAUUAAUAGUAUUCGAGAAUUUUUAAACCAACGAGGAUUUAUUGAAGUAGAAACACCUAUCCUAGUUUCAGCGGCUUCAGGAGCCCAAGCAAAGCCUUUUAUUACUCAUCAUAAUAAAUUACAAAGAGAUUUUUAUUUACGCAUUGCCACUGAAAUACCCUUGAAAAUGCUCUUGGUUGGCGGCUUGGAGAAAGUUUAUGAAAUUGGUCGAAUUUUUCGUAAUGAGGGAAUUGAUGCCCGCCACAAUCCAGAAUUUACCACCAUUGAAGUUUAUCAGGCUUAUGAAAAUGCUGAAUAUAUGAUGGAAUUAACUAAGGAAGUUUUUCAAUAUUUAGUCAAAGAAGUUCUUAAAAAAGAAGAGAUUGAGUUUAACUCCCAUGUCAUUAAUCUUAAAAACUCUUUUCAUAAACUAUCGAUGGUAGAAGCAAUUAAAGAACAU
Messenger RNA from Entrophospora sp. SA101, 948 nucleotides. Lineage: Eukaryota; Fungi; Glomeromycota; Glomeromycetes; Entrophosporales; Entrophosporaceae. The record is from the annotation of a GenBank genome assembly.